Molecule: messenger RNA, 1144 nt
Organism: Cuscuta epithymum
Lineage: Eukaryota; Viridiplantae; Streptophyta; Magnoliopsida; Solanales; Convolvulaceae
Source: the annotation of a GenBank genome assembly
GUACAAAACAACUGCUACUAGUUAUGUGUAUCCAAUCCAAUUAAACAACACAAGUCCCCCCCAGAUAGAGAGAUAGAGGAGAGCUCACACACAGACAUCAGCUCAAUUCCCAUCUCAAGUAGAGUAGAAGAAUUAGGUUAGCUAGAAGGCCAGGUUAGAUGGAGAUGGAAAGUUGUGUGAAACCUGCAUGGCUGGAGCGGCUGAUGGCGGAAGAGUCGUUCUUUGCCGUGUGCGGGGCCCACCAGCAUCGUAGGAAGAAGAACGAAAAGAACAUUUUUUGCCUUCUUUGUUGUCAAAGCUUCUGUCCUCAUUGCCUCCCUUCUCAUCAAUCUCACCCCCUUUUACAGAUAAGGAGGUAUGUCUAUCAAGAUGUCAUUAGAUUGGAUGACCUUGAGAAGCUCAUUGACUGCUCCUACAUCCAGCCUUACACAAUAAACAGUGCCAAAGUUAUAUUCUUAAAUCAGAGGGCACAGUCCCGGUCUUGCAAAGGCUCUAGCAAUUAUUGUUUUACAUGUGACAGAAUUCUUCAGGCCCCUUAUAGCUUCUGUUCACUUUCAUGCAAGGUUGAUUUCAUGGUCUAUAAUGAUCAAGACAUGUCCAGCAUAGUGUACAAGUUCGAUGCAUCCCAAAUGGAAGGCCUCCAGAUGGACGGCUCAGAUUCGCAGGACGGCCAAAUUACUCCCAACUCUAUCCUGGAAGAUCCAUUAGAUUACAAGCAAUCAUCCUCUUGCUCCAAUAAUGAGAUGGGCAUUUCCGGAAUUUCGCUCUCCCCGGGAAGGACCGAUACGAACCCGGGCAGCGGUUUCCUUCCCGGAAUAAUGCUCUCCUUAACCAGUCGCAGGAAGGGGGCUCCUUCUCGGUCUCCUCUUUCCUGAAAUUUGAAAAAUAAAAUUAAUCCAUUCAAAUUAUUAUAUAGAGGUAUUAUUAUAUUAUAUUAUGAAACUAUUACUUAUUUCGAUCUUUUUUUUCCAGUCAAAUUUCAUUAAAUUAGUUGUUCAGUGGUCUCGGCGGAAAUCCAUUACUUUAUAUUAGGUGGCGGUUUGAGGAUUGGAAUAUGAAAAUUCACCUCACGGCCGUCACCAAUUUUGUACCUAAUGUAAUGGAAAUUAGACAUAUCUAUAUAUGAAAUUCAAAUUCGCUUCUA